UUGUCAUAGGGUAAAGAUGAAGAAGCUCUUGGCGCUCCUGGCGCUCUUGGCGCUGGCGGUGAGUAGUGUUGUAGCAGUGGAAGUAUCAACAGGGUGGUCGAGUGGGCAUCUGAGCAUUCAAGGGCGCCGGAGACACCAGGAAGAUCGGGUACUAGCGCUCUCCAACUUGCUCAUCGAUGAUGGUGAUACCCGGCUGGGUGUUUUCGCCAUCUUCGACGGACACACAGACUCACAGGCCAGCGAGUUCCUCGUCCAGAACUUCGAGCCCAGGCUCCGCGCAAACCUCCAGGGGUCACUGGAUGCCUCAAUCGAAGCUAGUGUUGUCAAGGCGGCUCUGGAGAAGACCAUCGCGGAGCUGGAGACGUCGUUUCUCAAGGAAGCCUACGAGAAGCGGUGGUGGGACGCGGGAUCCACCGCGUGCGUUGCGGUGGUGACGGACGAGUUCAUGGUCAUGGCCAACGUCGGCGACUCGAGGGCGAUCGCGUGCGUCCGCGACGGUGGCAAGAAGCUGGUUGCCAAGGCGCUAACGAGCGACCACCACCCGGAGUUGCCCAUGGAGAGGCAGCGGUUAGAGGCCGCGGGGAGCGAGGUACGCUCUGGCGUGAUCGAGGGCUGGUUUCCAAUGUCCCGCUCCAUCGGGGACCUCCUGCUCAAGAGGUACUACGGCGUGAUUGGCACCCCGGAUGUCACGGUGUGGAGGAACGCCAUGGAUGGGUUUAUCGUGGUGGCUUCGCAUGGGCUCUACGAUGGGAUAAGCGAGCAAGAGGUUUGCGACAUAGCCGCGACGGUCGAUCCAGAAACACCAGAGUUGGGCCAGGCAGUGGCCGAUCAAGCUGCCAGAAAGGCUCAAGCUGCUAGAAAGGAGAGCUAUAGAGACAAUAUCUCCAUUGUUGUUAUCCCCACUUAGUUUAGUCUAAUUACUCACAUGUCUUAGUUAAUUUUAUAAUUAAUAGAAGUCGAGGUUACUUUUU
Messenger RNA from Selaginella moellendorffii, 971 nucleotides. RefSeq names its product probable protein phosphatase 2C 25. Gene Ontology annotation, molecular function: protein serine/threonine phosphatase activity. Bases 17 to 907 code for a protein of 296 amino acids. The record is from RefSeq and is a predicted model, not a curated record. The transcript has a single exon. Lineage: Eukaryota; Viridiplantae; Streptophyta; Lycopodiopsida; Selaginellales; Selaginellaceae. Gene Ontology annotation, cellular component: nucleus; cytosol. Gene Ontology annotation, biological process: protein dephosphorylation.